Molecule: messenger RNA, 553 nt
Organism: Aspergillus wentii DTO 134E9
Lineage: Eukaryota; Fungi; Ascomycota; Eurotiomycetes; Eurotiales; Aspergillaceae
Exons: 1
Coding region: 188-511 (107 amino acids)
Source: RefSeq, a predicted model, not a curated record
GUCAAUUUCUAUCGACACAUGUUCGUUGUGUGAAUCUCUAGAGAGAUGCAGGACAUAUGGCUAUUCUGCCUCGAAUAGUCAAUCUCAGGAAGAGCUUGACAACUGUCGAUAUACUCUCUUUCACCAAGAAUGUAGCUCCUGCUCACGGCAUGAGAAUCGUGAUAGGGAAAGUGAAAGCCUAUGUGAGAUGUGCCAGCACAUGCGCCUUGGUCAUCUCCUCCGCUGCAGACAGUAUGAACCACCACUCAACAAGGAACAGUGCAGACACGAAAGAUUGUCCCCAUUCAAAGCCAGAAUAAAUUUCGGUACAUGGGAUGAGCUGAUUCGUCGCUCGAGGAACUGUCGAGUCUGCAGUGCAUUGGUGAAAAAGGCUUCAAAGGAUGGACCUUUCGAUGCUGGUUUGAGAACGGAACUGGAAAUUGGUCUUUAUAAUGUUCAUCUGGGGAUGCCAUAUAAUUUUGAUCUUUUGUUCACAAUUGAGGAUAAUCAAAGCAGGCUUUCAGUCUUCUGACUGUGGUGUGGACUGACGAGGUUACAGCAAGUGACUUGCGCA